Molecule: messenger RNA, 3012 nt
Organism: Micropterus dolomieu (smallmouth bass)
Lineage: Eukaryota; Metazoa; Chordata; Actinopteri; Centrarchiformes; Centrarchidae
Product: fucosyltransferase 7 (alpha (1,3) fucosyltransferase)
Exons: 2
Coding region: 106-1176 (356 amino acids)
Cellular component (GO): membrane
Molecular function (GO): alpha-(1->3)-fucosyltransferase activity
Source: RefSeq, a predicted model, not a curated record
UUCAAAUUCAACCAAAAAAGGCAUUGCUGUGCGCCUCGCGUUUUCGAGCCUGGAAAACGCUUUCUGUCUGAUCGGGGCCUAACAGUAGUUUGCCACAACGCUAAAAUGUCUGUACUCAGCUCAAUGAAGAAGGGCCUCCUCCUCUGCCUUUUUUUUGUUUUUUCGCUGUGUCUUCUCAGUGCAUGGCCAAGAGGAUUCCAGGCCCUGACAGCCGUAAAUCCCUCCACCUUCUAUAACUUGAGGAGCAGUAGAAAUGUGACCAUCCUGCUGUGGUACUGGCCCUUUGGCAGGUCAUUCAGCCUGAAGGGUGACGUGUGCUGGGACCUCUACCGCAUCCCUCGCUGUAGACUGGUGGACCAGCGCUCCUUGUUCCCCUCAGCUGAUGUGGUGGUCUUCCACAGCAGAGAGCUGGUGCAGGGCCAACAAAAGCUGCCCUUUGACCUUCCACGGCCGCAAGGCCAGAGGUGGGCCUGGAUGUCCCUGGAGGCCCCUGUUUACAAUGGAAACUUGGAGCAAUAUGCAAAUAUAUUCAACAUGACCAUAACUUACAGGAGGGAUGCUGAUGUCACUGUACCAUACGGUGAACUGCUACCAAAGGAGGCUGAAGGACAUUUGGUCGAAAACACCCCUCUGAAUAAGAGCUCUCUGGUCUGUUGGGUGGUCAGCAACUACAGGAGCCACCACAAGAGAAGCCAAGUGUACCAUGAGCUCAUUGCCACAGUUCCUGUGAGGGUUUAUGGUCACUGGACAAGGACACCCCUCUCCUCUAGAGCCCUCUUGCCAACAAUCUCUCACUGCUACUUCUAUUUGGCUUUUGAAAACUCAAUCAGCAAAGAUUACAUCACAGAGAAGCUGUGGAGGAAUGCUUACCAAGGUGGGGCAGUGCCUGUUGUCUUGGGAGCGCCAUUACCUGAUUACAAAGCUGUGGCUCCACCAAAUUCUUUCAUCCAUGUUGAUGAGUUUGCAUCAAUAAAAGACUUAGGAAAGUUUCUACAACAGCUUGCAGAGGAUGAUAAACGCUACCGGGAAUAUUUUACCUGGAAACAUCAGUGGAAGGUAAAGCUGUACACAGACUGGAGGGAGAGACUGUGUAAGAUCUGCUCACAGUACAACAGUUUACCUCAGCAAAAAGUUUACACAGACCUAAAGGCCUGGGUCAAGGUUAAUAAUACUUGAGCUUGCACAUUUGAAUAAUUCAUUAAUUUCUCUGAACUUGCGAAUAUUGAUACAUUUCUGACAAAUUAGCAGACAACAUGACCUACUGUUUUGCAUCAGUAUAUAUUUACUUUUUUUGUCUUAUGUUAUUUGUAAUACAUUCUUUCAGAGUGUGUUCUGUUUUUAUGUUAGGGCUGUGAAAAAUCUGAAGUUUAAUUUAUUCAUUGAGGAAAACGGUCCAACAUUGCAUAUCUGUGAGUGGCAAAAGUAUGUGAACUUCUAGGAUAAGCAGUUAGUUGUGAUUAGAGUCAAGUGUUUUCAAUCAAUGGGAUGACAAUCAGAUGUGAGGAGACACUCUGUUUUACUUAAAGAACAGGGAACAGAAUUUCAGAAAAUGAGUUGUUGGUGCUGUGGAGGAGGUUACAAAAACAUCUCCAAAGAGUUUGGACUGCACCAAUCCACAGUCAGACAGACUGUAUACAAAUAAAGGAAAUUGAAGACCAUUGCUAACUUCCCUAGGAGUGGUCGACCAACAAUUAUCAUUUUAAGAACAAGACGUGUAAUAGUCCACAAGGUCACAAAGGAACCCAUGGUUACUUCUAAGCAACUAAAGGCCUCUCUCACGUUAAUGUCAAUGUUCACGAGUCAGAAGAAUACUAAAUGACAAUAGCAUGCAUGGCAGGGUUGCAAGGAGAAAGCCAUACCUCUCCCAAAGGAACAUUGCUAGAAGUCUGAUCAAGAUCACAUGGACAAGCCAGAAGACCAUUAGGAAAAUGUUUUGUGGACGAGACCAAAAGUAGAACUUUGUGGUUUAAAUGAAAAGCGUUAUGUUUGGUGAAAUCAACAUUAAUAGAACAAUGAAUUCUGAAUUUUACCAGUGAUUUUUAAAAGGUAAAUAUCAGGACAUCUGCAAGCACAUAAGUCGUUCCAUAGAAUUGUUAAAGAAUAAAGUGAAUGUUUUGGAAUAGCCAAUUCAAAGACUUCCAAGUCAGUUACUGGAAAUGUUUAGUUUUAGUUAUACCUCCCCAGGGGUGUCACAUCCUGAAAGCAAAAGUUCACAGAUGCAAUAUUGGAUCAUUUUUCUUAAUGAAUAAAUGACCAAGUAUGACAUUUUUGCCUUAUUUCUUAAAUCUCUUGAUCUAGUUUUUAAACUUGUGUGAAUUGCAUGAUGGUGUUUUAGGUAAUUUAUGCAGAAAUAUAGAAAAAAUUCUAAAGGGUUCACAAACUUCCAGCCCCUACAGUAAAUGCUCACAAAUAAGAUGCUUUAACUAAUAACUACCUUAAAAACAAUGACCAAGUGAGUUAAAUUCCUAGCACUUUAUAGCAAACACCUGACUUCUCUAGGGUUAAAAGAAUAAUGAGGCAUUUAGGAAAUAUAUUGUUUUGUUGCCUAGAGUUAGAUGAGAAGAUUGACACCACCGCAUGAUAAAUUAAAAAAACUGCAGCUGGCUGCACACACACUGACAGGAAACUCUCUGUAAGAAAGCAAAUAAGUGCAUUGCCCAAAAUGUUGAACAAUUCUUUUAAAUUUAACUCACCACAGCAUAUAACACUGUGUACUUUGAGGGCACCAAGGCCCAUACUGUGCAAUAACUUCUAGGCUUAAACGCAUGUACUGUAACAGCACCUGACAACAUACAAUGUCGCAAAGGUUACUGUAAAUAGUGACAGUCCCUGGUGUAAUUUUUAUUAAUUACUGCACAAUCAUUAAUAUUUAGUGUAAACACUGUGGUGGAGGCCUUUACAUCACAGAAAACUUUAAAAAGUAGUUUGAACUGAACACAAAUGCUGCAAUUGGUUCCAUGUCCAAUGCUUUAAGAAGUUUAUCCUCCUUAAAAUGUAAAAACAUAAAAAAUA